GCCACGAAUCAUUUCCUAAGCUACACUAAACUUUAGUCUCUAAUUUCCCCUGCCACAUUGGAAAUCUCGAGAAACAAACAAACACAGAUGCGAAUCAGAAACCAAACCAAAUAGAAAUUCCCCAAUUUCAAUUCAAACUUAUACGCUCACCUUAAUUGGAUUUCGUCGGCUGUUGAAUUUUUAAAGAAUUUGAUUCAGAAUUAACUCCUAAAAUUAUAAAAUUCUCAUUAUGAUCAUGAUAACGUUUCUUCGGAAAUGAAGUUUGCUUCUAAUGACGACGGCCGAUCUCAAGCUCACGAUCCUACUUCUCCGCCGUCUAAAACGACGCCGUCUUCGUCUACCGGUGCUAAUUUGGGCUUUGGCGAGAGAGCUAUCUCUGCAGCUGGCGCUGCCGUUGUCUCCGCCAUCAUCGUUAACCCUCUCGACGUAGCUAAGACAAGGUUGCAAGCACAGGCAGCUGGAUUUUCUAAUCAGGGAUUAUGCGGAGCAGCAUGUUUCGAAACCAAUAUGAUGUUUCCAGAUUUGAAACAAGCAGUCCCUGGUUCUGAACCAUUGUGCACUUUGGAAUGUAAUAGAUACAAGGGAACUAUCGACGUCUUCUAUAAAAUCACUCGCCAGUUGUGGAUUUGUGCAGGAGGGAUUCGGAAGGCUAUGGAGAGGUACAUAUGCAAGCUUAGCUUUGGCUGUGCCAACUGUAAGUCCUUUCAAAGCUUUAAGGGAUUUUUAGCUUUUAUCAUUAAGGUGGGGAUCUACUUGCCUUGUUAUGACAUUUUCAGGAAUUUAUUGGAAGAUUUUACUACUCAAAAUGUUCCAGGCUUGACACCAUAUGUACCAUUAGUUGCAGGGUCAAUUUCACGCUCAUUAGCUUGUGUUACUUGUUAUCCUUUGGAGUUGGCAAGAACUCGCAUGCAGGCAUUCAAAGAUAUACAAAAUGGUGCGAAACCUCCAGGAGUGUGGAAGACAUUAUUUGAGAUGAUCAACCCAAUGAGGGGCACAAACAACCUUCAGAAGCAGCAAAGUUAUCGCAUCUUAUGGACUGGCCUUGGAGCACAGCUUGCUCGAGAUGUUCCUUUCUCUGCAAUCUGCUGGUCAACCCUUGAACCUAUCAGGAGAAGAAUUCUUACUCUCAUUGAUGAUGAAUCUCGAGCAGCCAGUGUACUUGGAGCAAAUUUUUCUGCCGGUUUUGUAGCAGGAACUAUAGCUGCUGCAGUAACAUGUCCAUUAGAUGUAGCAAGGACCAGAAGGCAGAUAGAGAAGGAUCCAGCCAGGGCAUUGAAUAUGACUACGAUACAAACGCUGAGAGAAGUUUGGAGGGAUGGAGGGGUGAAAGGACUUUUCACAGGAAUAGGUCCACGUGUUGCCCGCACUGGGCCUUCCGUGGGAAUAGUGGUUUCGUUCUAUGAAAUUGUCAAGUAUACACUACACCAUAGACGCCACCAAGCUACCGAUUGAAAGAAAUGCUGUCAAGUGCCAUGCAAAAUAAAUGAUGAUAUUGCCUUUCUCUUGAAGAAGUUAAAGUGAAAGGCAGAGUACAGUAAAUAUUCGGACACUAACAGAUGACCUUUUAUGACCUGGAAGCUCUUGGGAAGAAAUUUCUCGUCUAAACCAGCAAUGAUGGUUAGAGUUUAUUGUUUUUUUCUUUCUUAUCCAAAUUCAAAUCUGUUAUGAAGCUCUGUUCACAUUAUCGAGAAAAUGUAAAAAGAUAAUUUACCCACGCCA
Molecule: messenger RNA, 1719 nt
Organism: Mercurialis annua (annual mercury)
Lineage: Eukaryota; Viridiplantae; Streptophyta; Magnoliopsida; Malpighiales; Euphorbiaceae
Product: mitochondrial carrier protein MTM1
Exons: 10
Coding region: 256-1452 (398 amino acids)
Biological process (GO): mitochondrial transmembrane transport
Source: RefSeq, a predicted model, not a curated record